Molecule: messenger RNA, 975 nt
Organism: Priceomyces carsonii
Lineage: Eukaryota; Fungi; Ascomycota; Pichiomycetes; Serinales; Debaryomycetaceae
Product: E1 ubiquitin-activating protein
Exons: 1
Coding region: 1-975 (324 amino acids)
Biological process (GO): protein sumoylation
Cellular component (GO): SUMO activating enzyme complex; cytoplasm
Molecular function (GO): SUMO activating enzyme activity
Source: RefSeq, a predicted model, not a curated record
AUGGCAACCCAAUUGAGAUUGAGAUCAGCCAAAGUUUUAUUGAUUAAUUUAGGUGGAGUUGGGAGCGAAAUAAUUAAGAACCUUGUUCUAGGAGGUUUGAAUUCAAUUGAAAUAUUGGAUGGUUCUGUAGUAAAGGCGGAAGAUUUUGCUACCCAGUUUUUCUUGCCAAAUUCCGAUGAUAUAAUAGGCAAAUUAAAAUUGCCGAUAAUUGAACCUAAGAUUAAAGAGCUUAAUAAUAGAGUUAAUUUAACAAUCAACACAAAUCUCUUAGAGGAGGUUUUUGAGAAUCCGUCUUAUUUAGAGCAAUUUGAAUUGAUAAUCGCUACAGAGUUGUCAAAGGCCGAAAUCAUAAAAUUGAAUGAAUGCUCUAGGAGUCUAGGUAUACCGCUAUAUGUAGCUGGGAUUCAUGGUAUGUUUGGCUAUAUUAUGACUGAUUUGAUUUCCAAUACCGCUAAGACAGAAAAGGAAACAGGUAAUCAACCAAGAAAGCCAAAUACUAAACUCAGUAAGCGCAAAACCAUUACAAGUGUUGACAUCAUCGAGGAAGGGAAGAAGGAAUUGGUAACUAUAUUUGAUGAAUUUGUUCCAAUGGAAAGUAUAAUGAAUUCAAGAGAACUCCCUAGUCAAUUGAACAAAAGACAAAUGAAGAGAUUAUCUGCUGCAUUGCCUUUAAUAUUUUCUUUAUUUGAAUUUAAUAGACCUAGUGAUCCUGAACUUAUAUUAGAUAAGACGAAAUUGAAAUCUAUUAGUUUAAAUGUGUGUGAUAAACUUAACAUUCCUUCUACAGUUAUAAAUGAAGAGUAUUUGGAUCUAUUUUGCAGGCAAGCUUUCGCUGAGUUUUCCCCUGUGGCCGCAAUCUUGGGUGGCUGUUUAUCUCAAGACGUCAUUCAAUUUUUAAGUGGAAAAGAAAGCCCUAUAAACAACGUAGUAAUAUUAGAUUCGAUAAGAUCUGACAUGUCCAUAUACGUUCUAUAA